AUGCCUGUCCGUUUGUUAAGUGGUGCAGAAGUUAUGUCUGUGGCAUUGGCUUCUCUUAUAUACCCCAAGUAUGGAAUUAAGACAUAUGUGCCAUAUAUCAACCAGCUGUUCCCACUAAAUCUAAAUGGAAGCCAUAUUUGGCAAUGUGGUCAAAGGCACUGCUUACUUGUGGCUGCCAGCAACCCAUUCUCCUUUCCUAGACCAGUGCUACUGCCAAAAAUCCAAAUUUUGGAUGAGGGGGAAAUUUCAAAAGCAAGGGUGCAGUGCCAUCUUGCUGAUGCUGAGACAGUUGCUGGAUUAUUUGCUGAGUCAUGUGUUUCUCUAUCUGUAAUUUGCCCAAAGAAGUUCCCAAGGCUCAGAGCUAUAUAUAAUGCGGGAAACUUAAAUCACCAGGCCACUGAAUUUUGUGCUAGAGAUGCUAAGAAUCCUCAGUAUCUUGUCCUACUUUCGCAGAAUUUUGGGGCGGCUCAUGCUGCUCUCAAUCAGCUCAGUGACUUCUCACUCCCUUGGAAUUUAACAGAUGAUGAUAUGAUGAUACUCCAGAAUAUAUUCUGUGAACCAUCGACGACUCAGCAAGACAUUCCCACAGCUUUCUUUCCAACUACAGCUGCAUUACCAAAUGGAGAGGGCAAAAAUUGGAAUGAUGUUGAUGAAGUAGAGAUGUACCAGGAUAUACUGGAUGAGAUGAUAACUGAGCAGCAAGAAAUAAAUAGUUGUACUUCAACUGCACAACCAGAAAAAGGAAAGACAAGUGUUGAGGAUGGUGUUGACAUCAUGAUGCUAAGAGAAAAAAAGAUUGAACACACACCAAGUGAGCAAGAAAUUUCGGCUACAGAAUUUGUUGCAAUAGAUGUCCCUACUAGUGCACGAGAAGGGGGUUCAAAUGCUGCAAUGUCCAACGAACCAGGGUCUGCAUUUGCAGAGUGUUCAAAUAAUCCAGAUAACACUUACAAAAGAGUUCCCAGCGUGCUGACAUCUUCGCACUCUUUCACUUCUCAAGAACAUAUUGGACUUGACGAGUUUAAAGUGGAACUUACACCAGCAGGAAUUGUUUUGUCACAAAACGUAAUUCCCAGAGAUCAUGCAGAAGAAAAUGCAAGCCUCCAAAGUAACCUUUAUCCACAUCAAGUGAUGAAUCCAACUUCCGUAAGAACAGGUGGAAGUCCUGCAUCUCCAACAAUCAGGAGAGGAAAUAAGCUCUCUCAUCAGACAAUGUGGUCACUAACAGUUAACUCGAACACAGUCUUGACGACACCACAAACUGCACAAUAUGCAGAUAGUGGUUCAAGUGCUGCAUUAAAUUCUAACAUAUCUGGAAACUUGAAGUUUUCACAACCUUCAGUGAUUCACACAGUGGGUUGUUUUACACUUAAUCUUCGUCAGACCAUGCAAUCAAGGAACAAAUCAAUAUCAUUAGGGAAGGAUCAACAAGGUGGACAUAACACCAGGAUUGCUUCAUCUGUUUCAGAAGCUUCAAACUUUUACGAAAAUAUAAAGAUAUCACAGCGUUUAGCAAAUCUUCAAGGUCGCAUGAUUAGCAGUUAUUUAUCUCCUAGCAUGAUACAGGAACACUUUUCAAGGGCACAAAUGCAGCAAGAUGUCAACGGCAAGAAACGUAAACAUUUUACUGCCUUCAGUCGACUGAGUAUGACAAAUGAGUCAGGAAUUGUAAUUCCUGCAAUGGAGAAAUCAGAAAGAUUCCAAGGGGAAAUUGAGUCUUCUGCCAAUAGUUUGGACAACAAAACAACCUUUUCACAGAUGAGCAGAGUGCAGCCAGAACCGCCAAAUGGAUACACAAAGGAAUGGGAGGGAUAUUUAACUUCAAAGGACCGUGGACAAGCUGCAGUUGUGAGUAAAUUAGUGGCCUACAGGAAGACAUCUAAUUCUGGGAGGCUUGCUACUAAUUGGCCGCUUACACUGCACAUGGAUCAGCUAAUAUCACAGAACUACCUGAACAACAUCCCUCAUAAAGGCCAUGUGGAGUAUCUGAUCUUUGAUGCCAUGAAUCCUUGCACAAAACUCAAUGAACUGGAGGAAAAAAGGCUCUGCAUGUAUAUCAAAUUGCCUCAACAGACUUUGAUACUCUCAUUUUCCAACACAAAAUUGCGCUUAAUUGGAACACUUUAUCCUGAGGAUUUUCAACUAUUCAAGCACCAAAUAUACAGUCCGCAGUAG
Messenger RNA from Ilex paraguariensis (yerba mate), 2175 nucleotides. Lineage: Eukaryota; Viridiplantae; Streptophyta; Magnoliopsida; Aquifoliales; Aquifoliaceae. The record is from the annotation of a GenBank genome assembly.